Molecule: messenger RNA, 4782 nt
Organism: Sardina pilchardus (European sardine)
Lineage: Eukaryota; Metazoa; Chordata; Actinopteri; Clupeiformes; Clupeidae
Gene: tollip
Product: toll interacting protein
Exons: 6
Coding region: 125-955 (276 amino acids)
Biological process (GO): ubiquitin-dependent protein catabolic process
Cellular component (GO): cytoplasm
Molecular function (GO): ubiquitin conjugating enzyme binding; ubiquitin binding
Source: RefSeq, a predicted model, not a curated record
AGUCAGUGACGUAAGACAGAGAGUGGUGUCAUCUGACUAGGGCGGAAGAGAGCACAGUUCAGUCUGGUUGUUUACAAUUGUCGAAAUUUAGAAAACCCGCCUAAUUGUUCAUUCCUUGAGAAAAAUGGCCACCACAAUCAGCACGCAGCGUGGACAGGUGUACAUAGGGGAGUUGCCUCAGGACUUCCUGCGGAUCACUCCCACCCAGCAGCAGCAGCAGGUGCAGCUGGAUGCUCAGGCCGCCCAGCAGCUGCAGUACACUGGCUCCAUCGGCACCGUCGGCCGCCUCAGCAUCACUGUUGUACAGGCUAAGCUUGCUAAGAACUAUGGAAUGACAAGGAUGGAUCCGUACUGCCGAAUCCGCCUGGGCUUUGCUGUUUACGAGACACCCACAGCACACAACGGGGCGAAGAACCCGCGAUGGAAUAAAGUCAUUCAGUGUACUGUUCCUCCGGGAGUGGACUCUUUCUACCUUGAGAUCUUUGAUGAGCGGGCAUUCUCAAUGGACGACCGUAUCGCUUGGACGCAUGUAACCAUCCCUGAGGGCCUGAGAGAGGGCAGUGUGGUGGACGAGUGGUUCCCUCUGAGCGGGAGACAGGGAGACGACAAGGAGGGCAUGAUCAACCUGGUCAUGUCAUUCGCUUCCAUGCCUGCUGGCAUGAUGAUGCCAUCCCAGCCUGUGGUGCUCAUGCCCACAGUCUACCAGCAGGGGGUGGGCUACGUGCCAAUCACAGGUGUGCCCACCGUCUACAACCAGGGGGUGGUGCCCAUGGGGAUGCCAGCGGUGUCGGCGCCCGCGCCCCAGAGCACCCCCUGCAGUGCGGAGGAGCUGAAGGCCCUGCAGGACAUGUUCCCCAACAUCGACCCUCAGGUGAUCCGCACGGUGAUCGAGGCCCAGAGGGGCAACCGAGAGGCCGCCAUCAACUCCCUGCUGCAGAUGACCGAGGAGCUGUGAGGACGAGGUAAAGGAUGGCGAAGAGGAGAGGCACGGAGAGAGGGAGGGGAUGCAACAGGAUGAAGAAGGAAGGCGAUCUGACUGCCGGCUGCUAUACUGCUGCGCAGCAGGGUCAUCAACCACUGAUGCAGGGAGAGCAGCUGCAGACAGACAGACAGACUCGGGGCUGGGCUCUGGAUGCUCAAAAUGCAGUCAGUUCAGGGAAUGAGAUGAAAUGCAGUUUUCAUUACGCCAGUCCAAGUACCCCUUGACAUUCUCAAGGUGUUUUGCUUUGGUGAGCUUUUUCAACUUGAACUCAAUUGAAGGCAAACUACAGGGUUUAUGGGAAAAACCUGGCAAGGUAUUCGACUGGACUUUUAUCACUCUGUUUGAUAUACUGGAAAUGGACAAGAUCCCCAAACUGGAAAUUAUGUUCAAUUUGGUAAACUGAGCAUUUGUCCAGUCUACUAUUUUAAAUGAUAUGUUCUGAAAGCCAGAAGGAAAAACAGUGUAGUAGUGUAGCCAUGUGUGGCUACUUCUCCUGGCUGCCUCUAGUGAGUUAACCCUGUCUACCUGCAUGAUCCGUUGUGUUUAGUGCAUUCCCUGAACUGCCUGCAUUUAGGCAUUCGAGCUCAGCCCUGCUUUGCAGAAGCCUGUAAAUAUACACACCCAGAACACAGGAGACUUCAACCACCACACUUCACCACCACCAUCACCACCACUGUAAACACACAAGCGUAAUCCAGACUACUACUCACCAGUAGUGAGUACUGCUCACCACUACUGAUAAACUCCAGAUAGUGUAACCAACUUCUUUCAUUAGGUCCAGUUGACGUGUUAUAUAUAUUGUCAUUACAUAUGAAAUGCAGAUACAGCCCACCUUGGAAGAUAUUAGAAGGCCUUUCUUUGCAGAAGAUCUAGAUACACUGGCUUUUGUGUUUCAGAGUGCUAAUUUGAUUAGUUUUAUUCGAGUUUGGCUAUGAAGCAAGUCAUGUUGGUCUGUUUCAAGUUAUUAUCUGUCUGACAUAGAUAGACGGUGGAUAUGUAGAUUGAUCCAUUUGAUGAAGACUUCUUGUCCUUGAAAUGGUAGGCUAGCACUGGCACAGUUUCAAAGCUGACUUUGAAUUUCUUUUUUUUUUUGGUGAAUGCCCCCUUGUGGUUGGCAGACAAAUUGCAAGAUGGUCACUGUCAGAAACCUUCAGCAUCAGCAAGUGUAUUCCUUAGGAGGGCAUGACUGGCUGUUUGUCAAUGUAAUGUAAAAUUAAGCAUGACCAGCAGUGUCCAGUGCAUCCUGAAAUGAUUAGCCGUUACAGACAGCUGGAAGAAUACUAGUCUCCAUUAGUAUUGCUAGCCACCUAUAUGUGUUGGUUGAGUGCUCCUUAACCCUGCGUGUCUUGUAUAUGAAUAUUUCCCCAUACCUAUGCUUGUGCAUGAGGGUAUGGUGGGGGUAUGUGUGCAUUCUGUAGUAAUGCAUCUCUCUCUUUCCUCUCUGUGUGUAUGUGUGUGUGUGUGUGUGUGUGUGCGCGUUUGAUACAUGCUGAUUAUAUGUAUAAAUAUAGUUCUAUAUAUUUAAAGGAUUAUAAUUUAUUUUGAGAUGAUUACCAGUUUUGGGCUGUGUGUGUGCGUGCGUGAGUGGGUGGGUGUGUGUAUGUGUGUUUAUGCUCACUAUUUUGUGUAUGUGUGAAGAGUGGUUCUGUAUCAGCUAAUUUAUGGGAGAUGUGCAAAAGAAAAAUCGAAAAAUCGCCUAACGUGGCCAAUGAUGUCAUUUUCGGGCUCACCCAUGAGUGUGUGUGUAGUUGCCAUAGCGUGGUUCUUCUGUCUUUUGGCUUGUGCUCCGCAGUGAUCUCUCCCACAGUGUCGCUGUGUUGUGGCAGUGUGCAAGGCCAAGGGGCUGCCUCCAUCCCUGACUUUCAGGAGCUUUAUCAUUCAUGCACCAAUGUGUAUAAGUGUGCAAGGCCUGCAAACACACACACUCUCUCUCUCCUCUCUCUCUCUCUCUCUCUCACACACACACACACACACACACACACACACACACUUGUACUCACUGACAAGAUAUGAUAUUAUUGCAGUUCGCCAAAGGUUCUAUUUUAACAAUGUAUUGAUGUUGUAUAUCUGCUGUUUUUCCCGUAAUGCGCAUGUGUUUUAAUUUCAGCAGAAAUACUCGGUAUCUCUGUCAUAACCAUUUUAAUCUUAAUUAUUAUUAUGAUUUUUACAGUUUUUGCCAUAUCCCUGACUUGCCAUGUGUUUGAAGCCAAUAGGAUGCUGACACAAUUGGGCCAUCAUAUACCAUUAUCCAGUCAAGUUACGAAAUUCCAUUCCUAUAGAACUACCUUAAUGUUUUAAUUGAUCAAAUACCCUUUACAGUAAAUACCCGUUAAAUGAAAGAAAGAAUCCAAAUGUCACUCUUCCUGCUCUUUUAUUUCUUAAAUAGCAUCGGUUGUGAAAUAUGAUUGAUUUUUAGAUCUGUCUAUUAUAUCAGUGGCGGUGUCUUAUAUAAUACCUCUGUGGAUUUAUGUUAAGAUACUUUUGGCAUUCAGAUAGCCAAUGAACAAUGUGCAUUCUAGUAUUAAUUUAUCUUUUCGCCACCAAUAAACCUGUAACAUUCAUGAGCUACUGUAAAAACAAAAAUUCUCUAUACUGUCGGUGUUCUACACUGUCUGUAAUGUUUUCUGAUCAAUUGGCAUUGGGUCUUCAGUAGAAAGGGCAUUUGUCUCCAUUCCCAUAUAGUACACAUGUUUAUAGAUGCCAACACUUCUUCAAUAAUACCUUUGAAGACCAUACAAAAGGAGAGUUGUAAAAGCAUUCAUGACAAGUGAUUCAAAACCACAUACGAGAAAACAAUUCAAGUCUUUGUAGCAGCACAGCACAGUGUGUAUUAUUGAAAUCUCCCAAGAGUAUUUGAAAUGACACAAUUACUUUUUUUUGUAUUAUAUGUUAUAGGAAAUGUUAUUUGUUUAGAGUGGUUUAUCAUUGAACAUUCCAGCCAUGAGUAUUUUUUUCUGUCUUGUCAUUGACUGACCUUUGAUCAACAAUAGAUUGAAGAGAUACCAUUGGCAACGUGUGUAGAAGCCCAUUGGUGUAAAAUAUCAUAUUUGGAAACAGAAAUUUGAAAUCAAAAACUAAGAAUAGCAACUUUAGUUUGGUUUUCUGCUCAGCACUUCUCAGUUCUGAUAUUAGGAUUCGAAAGGUUGCAUUGACAUUGGUUUUCAUUUCUCCUUAUGUCUUAUGUCUUUAAUGUGUGGACUUAUGCCUUAAGUCCACACAUUGAAUCCCACCACAUUUAUGCACAAAUAUGCCUGGAGCACUUUGAACAGAGAUAUAUACCGGUUUCAAACAUUGUAACAGACAAAUAGAUCUGAUGUACGAGAACUUAGUCUGGCUGUUGGAAGACUAUUUGUAUGUUGUAUGUGUAAAGAUCCCACUGAUCUUGUUUGGCUGUCAGCAUAGUUGAUCUGACUGACGGCUGCUCUUAUCCACUGGCUGCUCUCAUACAGUAAUUCUUCAGGUUGUGAGAGUGAAAUGUGUUGGGCUCCUCAUGGUGCUGGAGUCCUUGCAUAGAGCAAUGAGCAGGAGUUUUUUUUUCUUUCUUUCUUUUUUUUUGGUGAUGAGCAGUGUGGCUGCGCUGAUUUUUCAGUAGAGUAGAGUAGUGUAACACUGAGCUCUAGUCAUCUCUUAAAGCAUCACUUCAGUCUCAUAGCAGUCCAGGGUUUUUGUCUGUCAGGGUGGAAUGUACUGAAUGCCAUUAGCACUUUCACAACUCUUGUGUCAGAAAUCUAGCUUUCUGUUAUUUCCUUUUGGUGUUGCAAAUUAUAUGAUCAAUCAAUAAAAGGAAAGUUAUGAUCUUA